Durio zibethinus is the source of this 1995-nucleotide messenger RNA. RefSeq lists its product as uncharacterized. Gene Ontology annotation, biological process: translation. Gene Ontology annotation, molecular function: structural constituent of ribosome. Gene Ontology annotation, cellular component: ribosome. The record is from RefSeq and is a predicted model, not a curated record. Lineage: Eukaryota; Viridiplantae; Streptophyta; Magnoliopsida; Malvales; Malvaceae.
GAUUCCAAUAUUAAGUAAAAAAUAUAAAAAUAAAAAGUGGAGGAGAAAUUAGAGAGCAGAGAAGACGUGGGCUGCUGUCAUAGGUCCUGUACCUUUCCACUCAAAAGAAAAAAAAACCUAACGCAGCUGAGCUCCACCCCUCGCUCUUCGCCGGCGGGUCAUUUUCCCUCCCCACGCCCUACUUUCCGACGCCACACUCAGAAAUCUUGAAAUAGGAAUUGAAUGGCUUAUAUCCAGCGUGGCAGAAAUGCCCUCAGGCGAAUUAUCAAAGACACCAAUGCUCAGAAUCAUGAUCGUUUGAUGCAACCUCUCUUGUAUGCCUGUCAAGGAGUUAGAUAUAGGAAGUUGGAAGUCAUUCUUACAACGAGCAUUGAGAAGCUCGGCAAAGCUGCUCCCGGUUAUUUUCGCAACCACCUGAUGCCAAAAUUGCUUGCGGUCCCUAAUAUUGAUAAGUUUGCUUAUCUCAGUAGGGAGCAGCGUAAGAUUUAUCAACCUGAGGAAGAGGAGGUUCAAGUAGUCACAAAGAAAGUGGAAGAUAACACAAAAGAAUAUGAAAAGGCAGCAAAUCGUCUAGUUAAUGCCUGGCUGGUAUUGAGGAGAUUCAUCAAUGUUGAAAAGUUUCGAGCUCGUGCUACCAAAGAUGAUCCAAUUGAAUCGCGUUCACCUGUGACAAAAGAUGAACUUAUUACUGAGGUAUGGCUGUGUUCUUUAUUGCUAGUAAUAGUUUCUCUCACAUCUCUAUAAUACAAAUUGCUUGUGUUAUAUCUGGUAUUGGUGUUGUAUAUGUGCUCUUGUUUUUGCAAAAGGAAAAACAAGUGCUCUUAUGAUUGCAAAGAGAGAGAUACGUCUAUAGAAGGUCUCUAAGAUAAGAAUAUUUUUAUGUGAAGUUUGUUUUUAAAUUUGUUGGAGGUGUGGCUUUGUUUUUUUUUUUUAAUGAGCUACCUAUAAAUGUUUGAGAUGUGGAUUUGGGACAUUAUAUUUAUAUAUUUUUUUAUUUCGAUGUACGCCAUUGUUUUUUAUUACUAUAACCAAAAUAAUGGACUUGAAGUUUUUUGGACUUUUGGCAAUAAAACAUUAUUUGUCGAGGUAAUAUAAUUUCGAGUCUAUUUAAAUUUUAUGUGUUUUAACUUUCAUGUAUUUUCUUUUUGGAUUUUAUUCUUAAGUUUUUUAAUAAACACGUGAUUAACAAAUUCUACUUGCCUUCUUCAAGCAAAUAGAUUUUACCCAGUUGAUUUUUUUUAGCCAAAUAACCCCAAUAUCUUGCAGACAAAUCCUUAUCAAAAUUGAAAACUCAAAAACCCGUAUUAUGGGAAUAUACCAGGCCUCAAUAACAGAUUUUUUCUAAACUUAAAACGAAACCUCAGUUUUAUCAGACCAUGAAAACUUAGUUUUUAUCAAACCAUAAAAACUCAGUUUUAUUAAACCACAACCCACAAAGAAACACCAACCUAAAUUACUAAAGCCAACUUUUUCUUGAAAGUUAAAACCUCAAAGAGACCUGCUUUAAAUCCAAAGACAAAAGAAAAGGGUUUAGUGGGAGGCUCGGGUAAGAAUUUUUUUAGGUAAGACAGUUUUUCUUUUUGUUUAGUGGUGUAGGACGGGAAGGUAAGAGAAAGGAAGGAGAAGAAAAACGGCACCACCAGGCAAGAGAAGUUUGCAGCACUUUGAAAUUGUGAAAAGAAAGGAAAGGUGGAGGAGAUAAACAUAUUGAAAAGCAGGACCGUUUGGAGCAAGGAAGGUGGGAUUUUCUGGGGAUUGAAAUAGCGGGUCUUCUUUGUAGAUCUAGGCAUUUUCAAGUGUUUGUUGGAAAAUCCAUGCAGAUAACAUGAAUAAGAGGACCAAGACGGACCAGUGAAUGAAUUUUGGGCUCAUUCCGACAACGAAGAUCGACGAUCGACGGUGGAUGACGGCGGCUACAGUGCUGGCCAGUUGUCAAUUUCUGGGUUUAUGAAAUGCCGUUGGUUUUGGUGAGAGAGCAAGUGAAAAAUGAAAGAU